Molecule: messenger RNA, 704 nt
Organism: Diachasma alloeum
Lineage: Eukaryota; Metazoa; Arthropoda; Insecta; Hymenoptera; Braconidae
Product: tRNA 2'-phosphotransferase 1
Exons: 2
Coding region: 78-695 (205 amino acids)
Biological process (GO): tRNA splicing, via endonucleolytic cleavage and ligation
Molecular function (GO): tRNA 2'-phosphotransferase activity
Source: RefSeq, a predicted model, not a curated record
UUCGGAGGUGUUAUUAAUGUAACAUUCGCGCAACGUGAUAUCGAAUUAUUUAUUCUACAUAAAUAACUGGCGUGCUUAUGAAUUCAAAGAUAAACCAUCUAGACGAUGUAAAAAUCAGUAAAAGGCUCUCCUAUUUACUUCGUCAUGGAGCUAUACGCGAAGGUCUCGACAUAAAUCCGGAUGGUUUCGUUUCCCUAGUUGAAGUCCUGCAGAAACUGCCCGAUUGCACAACCGCCGAUAUCAGGCGAGUCGUCUCCACGAACUCUAAAAAUCGAUUUACCCUGGUAGAAGACGAGGACAGAGGUCUCCAGAUAAAGGCGAACCAAGGUCACUCAUUACCGAGUGUCAACCGACUCUCCCUGAAGCCCUUGAUCAAUCCCAAUUUCCAAAUAAUCCACGGUACCUACCUUAGGAACUGGAACAUUAUAAAAACGCAAGGAUUAUCUCGUAUGAAGAGGAACCACAUACACUUCUCUAAAGACUUGAACUUCACCUGUGGCUUGAGAAGAACCGCCGAAGUGUUCAUCUUCAUAAAUUACUCUCAAUCAAUUGAAAACGGAAUUGAAUUCUUCGAGUCUGAGAAUGGAGUCAUUCUGAGUCCAGGAGAUGAAUAUGGAGUGAUAGAACCCAGAUAUUUUUCAAAAGUUGUGACGAGAGAUAACAAAUUAUUAUCGAGUAAUAACUCAACUAAUUAACUCAUUAAA